This is a messenger RNA of Diaporthe citri, 2397 nucleotides long. RefSeq lists its product as uncharacterized. Lineage: Eukaryota; Fungi; Ascomycota; Sordariomycetes; Diaporthales; Diaporthaceae. The record is from RefSeq and is a predicted model, not a curated record. The coding region runs from base 1 to 2397 and encodes 798 amino acids. Gene Ontology annotation, molecular function: quinone binding; copper ion binding; primary methylamine oxidase activity. Gene Ontology annotation, cellular component: plasma membrane. The transcript is spliced from 5 exons. Gene Ontology annotation, biological process: amine metabolic process.
AUGAGGCUGUCCAAAAGUACUUCCGCCACUGGCGCUCUGAGCGCGACUUUGAUCACGCUCGCGUCUAUAACUGAGCAUGUCCUUGCUCUACCAUCACCUGAGCCCAAAGCAUCCUGGGUCCGAAAGGGCCAAGGUCGCAAGGCAAUAUCAGAUGUGCUCAGGGGAAAGAGAGACCACCUACGUCGGUCCGUUCCAUCGCCUGCCAACGAGACCGAAUCUUGUGUCGGGACACUGGCGGCCCAGCUUUCUGCGCCCAAGGUGAACAUGUGGGCUGAGAUUGAGGAGGCCGACGCGGCCGCCGUUGUCGCAUGGCUCUUCAGCCAGCCCGAGUUCAAUUUGACCACCACUGAGAACGCGACGGAGUGGGACAACACGGUGUUGCUCGUUGAAUCGAUCCAGCCGAAUAAAUCUGACGUAUUGCCGUAUAUCGAUGGCGCCGCGUCACAACCACCGAAAUGGGCGAAAGCAAUUCUGGACAUGCGGGCGUUUAAGGAGCCGUACUACCAGGAAAUCAUGGUCGGCCCUCUGCCGAUAGAUAACUCGACAACCACCUGGACCCCUCAUUCCUAUCCAUUAACUAAGAACAGUGGUGGGAAAGUGCGAAAUCUGGAAGCUGACUCCGAAAAGCUGUUCAGCGAGUGGAUUCACCCAAUCACUGCCUCUGUUGCAGACAUUACCCUGGAUCUCUGGAACGGCACAGCCAUGGGAUUGGACAAUGAUACCCUCGACGUCUUUGGAAUCGAUCCCUAUUGGCAGGACGACGGAAGAGUCAUCCGGUGGGACACAUUCUGGAACAUACCUCAGGACGAUUUCGACGCCGAGACGCUUCUGCCUCUAGGGUUAUUCUUCAAGUCUGAUAUAACCGGGCGGGAUCCUAGCCAGUGGAGCCUCGAGGGGUGGCUUUAUAACGGCGUCUUCUACGAGACCACCGAAGACUUCCGUACCGCUUAUUGGAGUGAAGGGUUUGAGAAGCUUGGUGCUAACGUCGAGGGCCGUUGGGCCGGGACGGACCAGCAGGGACCAGUCAUGCCAAUGGAUACCCUCUUCCCGCCAACGAUGGUCUCACCAGCAGGCUCCCGGUUUGGUGUCGACCGCGAGCAAAAAUACGUCGAGUGGAUGGAUUUCAGCUUCUAUAUCGGAUUCUCUCGCGACACUGGGAUCUCACUGCACGAUAUUCGGUACAAGGGAGAGCGGCUCAUUUACGAGCUGGCUCUGCAAGAGGCACUUGCCCACUACGCCGGGAAUGAUCCAGUGCAGUCUGGAACUUCAUAUCUCGACACGUACUACGGCUUUGGACCUUAUGCUUUUGAGCUCGUGCCGGGGUACGACUGUCCCACAUACGCAACAUACCUCAACACGUCCUUCUAUGUUUCUGAAACCACACACACCCACAUUAACAGCAUCUGCCUGUUCGAAUACGAUGCCGACUUUCCCAUCCAGCGCCACAGCACAAAUAAAUAUGUGUCUGUGACGAAGAACACUUACUUCGCCGUCCGUUCUGUGUCCACAGUGGGUAACUACGAUUACAUGUUUACCUAUACGUUUUUCAUGGACGGCUCGAUCGCAGUCGAGGUUCGCGCCUCCGGCUAUAUUCAGUCUGCAUACUUUGCGCAGAAUCAAGACUACGGAUUCCAGAUACACGACCAUCUGAGCGGAUCCAUGCACGACCACGUGCUCAAUUGGAAAGUCGAUUUUGACAUCCUUGGAACAGAGAAUAGUGUCCAGUUGAUGAGCCAAAGGCCCGUCACUACCACCUAUCCCUGGUCGGGCAACAAAACCCGGAACACCAUGAGACUUGAGCGGUCUUUCAUAGAGACUGAAGAUGAUGGACGAUUCAACUGGGAUUUCAACGGACAGACUCAGGUGAUUGUCGUGAAUCAGGAAGAGAAAAACCAUAAUCUGGUCAACGCUGCCCAUUGGGCCGAACACGACCUUCAGGUCACAAAGCGCAAGGAUACCGAGCCCAAAAGCGCUCACAGGUUCAACAGCCAGGAUGUAUACGACCCUCCUGUUAACUUUGACGAUUUCUUUGACGGGGAGAGUCUGGAGCAAGAGGACUUGGUCGUCUGGUUCAACCUAGGAAUGCAUCAUGUUCCGCACACGGGUGACUUGCCGAAUACCGUUUUCACCACGGCUCACUCGGGCAUGCAAUUUAUGCCGAGCAAUUACUUUACUGGUGACCAGAGCCGCAAUACCGUCAACAUGGUCAGGAUCAACUACAAAGAUGGCAAUACUUCCGCGGUGGAGCUUUUCGGUCAGAAGAGCGAGGCUGGAACGUGUGAAAUCAACUAUGCCCCAGGCGAGGCUGAUCUGUGGGGAUAUACUGGCGACGUGGUCGUCAGGAAGUUUCCUUAUGAUCCCAACAAUCCUUACUUUGAGACGGACUCGAUCGUGUAG